This is a messenger RNA of Sodiomyces alkalinus F11, 1903 nucleotides long. RefSeq lists its product as hypothetical. The transcript has 4 exons. The coding region runs from base 341 to 1675 and encodes 444 amino acids. NCBI's taxonomy places the organism in Eukaryota, Fungi, Ascomycota, Sordariomycetes, Glomerellales, Plectosphaerellaceae. The record is from RefSeq and is a predicted model, not a curated record.
GGGAAAUACUUGUACGGACGCCUGCCCCGUGUUUGAUACGGUCCGUUCCCGUCGUUUUGGUUCUUCCCUUCACUCCCCGAGUCGUCAUAUUUUGUUUUCUCCCUCUUUCCCCUCACGCAUCAGUUCUCUCCUUUGGCGUCGACAGCGGGCACGUUUUGAGGGUUUAGGGAACACGUCGGGAAGAGAAAAUAAGGUCGCAUUCCGAUAUACACAGAAACCCGAGCAUGAUACCGGACCCUUGAGUUUGAUCUUGUCGUUUCCGUUCCGUUCCGUCCCUUUUUUUUUCACCCUUCAUCUUUUCGGGUUUUCUUUUCUUCUUCUUCGAAACACCUCGUCCAGCAUGGCCCAGGCAAUCGAGGCCGCCGUCAGGGUUAUCGCCCGAGCCGCUCAAGCCCAGGCUGAGGAAGGCCCUCUUGCAGGACCUGGGGCGCCUGGAGGGCCUGCAGCACCGCCCGUUUUCACCGACGAUUACGAGUACCCGUACUCGCCACUUCAACAUGUCGGAUUUUUCAUCCUCUUCUUCUUCCCCGCGCUCGCCCUGAUCGCUGUCAGCCUGCGAAUCUACACCAGAAUUAAGACGAAACAACCAGGAUGGGACGAUUUCUUCAUCGUGUUGGCCAUGCUCGACUCUCUCGCCGAGACGGGAGCCUCCUACGUAGCCAUGCGCAAGGCCUUCCUCGGUGUCCACGUGUGGGAUAUUCCUCCCCAGGCUGAUCCGAGAGAGGGCCAAAAGUGGAAUUUCAUCAUCCAGAUCCUCUACAACCCUAUCCUCGCCCUCGUCAAGACGUCCAUUUUGCUCUUCCUGCUGCGCCUCGGCGGCCAGCAGCGUCGCGUCCGCUGGGCCAUCCAUCUCCUGAACGCCUUCAAUCUUUCGCUCAUGGUGGCCAUCUUCGUCACCGUCAUCUUCCAAUGCACGCCCGUCAGCUUCUUCUGGGAGCAGUUUGGACCGGGCGCCGACCCCAACGGCAAGUGCAUCAACAUGGGCGCUUUCUACGUGUCCACUUCGGCCCUCAACGUCUUGACCGACCUCCUCGUGCUGGCUCUUCCUUUUUGGAUUUUCCUCGGCUUGAAGAUGCCGAAGCGGGUGAAGAUUGCUCUCCUCGGUGUCUUUGCGCUUGGUGGAGUUGUCACCAUCAUCAGUAUCUUGCGUCUCGUCUGGAUGAUCGACGUCUCCUUUUACCCAAUGGGCCCCGACCCGACGUACGACAUCCGCUUCACCUACUCGGCCGUCGAGACGAACCUGGCCAUCAUCGCCGCCUCGGCGCCCGCCCUGCGCGGCCUCUUCGUCAAGUGGUUCCCCCGGAUCUUCUCCUCGCUCAAGUCGACGCGGCAGCCCGGGUACGGGUACCAGGGCGGUACGGGAGACAAGAAGCAGUCGAGGGGCCACAACACGGGCACCCUGGGCAGCCACCUCCAGACCAACGGAGACUCGUCGUUCCAGAUGAAGAACAUGAAGAGCGGCGUCCGGUCCACCAUGGGCGGCAGCUCCCCGACGACCAGCGAGGAGGAGAUUAUGCGGUACAACGGGAUCAUGCGCACCACGGACGUCGACGUCGUCUUUGAUGAUAAGAGCUCGGCUAAGGGGGAGGACGGCCGUGGGAAGGUGUCCGCGGACGAUCAUGAGUUGGGACCCAGGGUGUACUCGGCCGCCGAUCGCAGCCGGGGAAGCUUAUGAUUGUGUUGACCACUUGUACACGUGUACGGAGUAUCAUCUCGCUUGUUCUCGGUGAGGGGAACUCGUCUUAGUUGGCGCCCCCCCCCCUCUCUUCUUUUUCUUCAUCUCUUUCUUCACCCCCCUAAGAUUCCUUGUUGGCUCUUUUGGACGAGAUUCAGGACCCUUUCCACGAAAUUCUUUUUACCGAUUUAAUGCAUAUAUGGGCCGAGUAGCACAGUCAGACGGAGA